Molecule: messenger RNA, 690 nt
Organism: Camelina sativa (false flax)
Lineage: Eukaryota; Viridiplantae; Streptophyta; Magnoliopsida; Brassicales; Brassicaceae
Source: RefSeq, a predicted model, not a curated record
GAAAAAAAAAAGAAUAUUAGAUCCACUCUUUUGUAUGAUCAACCAUGGGAAAUGAAAUAAUAAGCCCGACCAAGCCACGGUUUGAUCUAAGCAUGUCGAAAAGAACUAGAAAACCAUGGUCUAGUCUCAUCAACGAUAUGCAUCACCUUGAUUUAUCCACCCAAAGCUCACAACCAAAACCGGACAAAGAACAAGAGAAAAUCGAAGACAAAGAAAUUGAUCGUCAGAGUUUGAACAACCUGAUGAGAUGCGAGGAGAAAUCGAAUGAAGAAACUAAUGUUAACAACAAGAACUCUCUAGGUCAACAUUUCGGGGAUGACGAGGGGAUCAAGCAGACGAUGCAAUUGGUGGUGAAGAAAGAGAAGCUAGGUGGUGUGAAAUUCAAAGGUAUGAUGGGUCGUUAUGUUAAGGUCUGGAGCGGUUUGAUAAAGGCCAAACGUGACCGCAAAAUGCCGGUCUUACGGUUCAAAACUUGAUUUCCGUCGUAUACGUUUCAUGUACGUGAUCACGUCUAUAUACCUACAUUAGAUAUGUUACUUUCGUAUUAUUGAUGUGUACCGUAUAUUUUUGGCAUUUUGUUUUUUUUUUUUGUUUAUUAUUAUUAUUUACGAAUCUCCCUACAUAAAUUUUGUUAUGUGUAUCGAGCUUUUACCAAAUUUUAUUAUCUAUUAGCUUAGUCUUUACGUUGUC